This is a messenger RNA of Paramuricea clavata, 5152 nucleotides long. The record is from the annotation of a GenBank genome assembly. NCBI's taxonomy places the organism in Eukaryota, Metazoa, Cnidaria, Anthozoa, Malacalcyonacea, Plexauridae.
AUGGAUUGGAGUUUGUGUGCUCUGUGCCAACUCGAUGGCAAUAAUCUCAUUGUACCAUCUGCAAAUUUGAAUCCAGCUGUAUGUGGAUACUCUGCAUUAGCAAGGAACAUAGAUGCAUUUAUUAAUGAAGGUCUUCCAUUACCAAAUAAGAUAAAUGUUGCUGUAGUUGAUCUGAAAGGGGAUACAAAUAUUGCUGAUAACCUAAAAGCCAAUAAAGCUCGGUGGCAUAAAAGAUGCCUGACAGAAUUAGCACCUUCAAAGCUCAAGCGUGCAUUAGAUUCAGCUGCUAAUAAAAAACGUAAAAAAACACUUUCUGAGGAUAUACCAUCUUCUAAAAGAACACGUUCCAGCAUAGACACAAGUACACAGUUAAAAUCUUGCCUGUGUCUUUUUUGCAACGAACCAGGUGUAUUCAGAGCCGAAUAUGCCAAGACGAAACAUCCAAAUGCGCACAAACGAAUGAGUAAAGUUCGUACUGAUAACUGUGAUGAUUUUGUCAGAAAAGCUGCUGCUGAAAUGGGAGAUGCAUUGCUCCUUGCUAAGCUCUCAGAGAGAAACUUAUUUGCAAGAGAUGCUUUCUACCACCUACAAUGUAUGGCAGAAUUCAGAAACCGAUAUAGGGCAUUCUUGGUGCCAAAAGAUGACGACACUGCUAGGGUGAAGGACUACGAAAGUUCUGCGCUCGCUGAAACAAUGAUGUACAUUCAAGAACAGUUGUCGAUAAGUACACACACAGACGUACCGGCAUCGGUGAAGUUAUCAGACAUUAGAAAAACCUAUUAUAAUAGUUUAAGUAGACUGGUUGGCAAGGAAAUGAACGUAAAUGCCACACGGCUUAAAGAUAGGAUUCUCGACUUGGACAGUGACCUGCAAGCUGUUCCAGAUAAGAAGGAAAUUUACAUAUCGUACAAAGAUGACAUGGCAGCCGCUUUGAAAUAUGCUAGUCAUUCUCAAGCCAGUGAUGUUAUGGGUCUUUGCCAGAUUGCUAGAAAAAUUAAAUCUGAGUUAGCAGACAAAAAGGAAACGUUUACUGGUCACUUUGAAGAACAAUGUCAAGAACAGUCAGUAUCUCCUACAUUAUUGUCCUUAAUGAAUAUGUUGACCGGAUUUGAAAGCAAAUGUAAAGAAGACUCGUCCAAGUUUUCUCCCGCUUUAGUCUUGGCUCAGCUGCUCACAUAUAAUUCAGCUCAAAAGAGAUCACACACGGGGGAUUUUCGCAAUAAUGCAGUUCGUGAAACACCAGUGGCCAUUUAUAUAGCAUUUCUUAUUCACUCGAAGACAAGAAGCAAGGACCUGGUAGAUAGACUUCACUCACUGGGGUUAUGUGUCUCAUAUGACCGUCUUUCAACGUUAUCAACACAAUUAGGGAACAAUGUUAUUAAUCAGUUUGACAAAGAUGGAUUGGUAUGCCCCAACUCAUUGAGAAGCAAACUCUUCACCACAUAUGCCGUAGACAAUAUUGAUCAUAACCCAAGUUCCAGAACAGCAAAGGAUUCGUGGCAUGGCACAGCGAUAUCUGCUUCCCAGCAUUUGGAAAAUAAAGAUGAUGGGUGUGUUCGGCCGUCCCUUGAAUUGCAAAAUGAUAAAAUACAAAGCAAAACAUUAAAACAGCUCCCAACCGAAUACACAAGCAUUUCGCCAUAUGUUUUGAAGAAAAAAGACAUUAUCGCGCCAUGUGAUGAUGAAACAAGUAAAGAGGUUGAGUAUUUUCAUUAUUUCAUUACUGACAAACGGUGUACGGUGUAUAAACAUUGGAAAUGUGUUCUUACUAAGAUUCAUGUAUUUUCGUGUUUACUUUAGUGGACGCAGAAAAGUGAAACAUCAAAGUUCUGUACGUCUGAUGAACCGUGGUUGGAAAACGUUUCUCACUCAAUAUUGAAUGAUGGCGACAGCGUGAUGACUGAGGAGAAAAAUCUGACAUGGUAAGUUGCAAUAAUCAUUAUAAAAGUCAUUAAUAAUUCAUGAAGAAAAUUCAAGAGAAACGAAUGUUUAGUCAAUGUUUUUAAAUCGCAUAAAGAUUUGUGCUCAUAAGAUGGAUCGUUUUAAAAGCACGAUAAAACAUUCGCAUCCGAUCUUUAUCUGAUAUACAAACUCUCGCCUUCGGCUCAAGUUUUUAUAUCAGAUAAAGAUUGCUGCUCAUGUUUUAUCUAGUACGUAUUACAGCAUAAUGUAUCAUCUCAAUUAAAGACACAUGCACUUUUAUAUAUUUUCAGGUCUGCAUUCUACUCGUCUAUAAUGGAGAACGCACUGCCUGCCAAGACAAUCACAGCCCUGCUUCCGUUGUUUCGGGAACACGCUAACACACCUGCAAUGAUACACCACGCCAUGUUGCUUAUAAAAAAACAAACAGCGUUCUUGAACCCAGGUAAAUAAGCAAACUGUCGCGCUUUUAGGGUAAACGUGUAAAAAUGAAAUAUUUAUUUUGAAAAUGUACUUGUUUGUCAGGUCAAACUCCUGUUAUGACUGUUGACCAACCUCUGUAUGCUUUGGGUAAACAGAUACAGUGGACCAAGUCGAAAGACAUUGACGAUAAGCAUAUCCUUGUCAUGAUGGGUGAUCUGCACAUAGAGAUGACAUUCAUGAAAUGCAUAGGUUAGAAUCCAAAAAACUCUUUUAACAUAAUCUAAAUUUGAAGAAGCAUUGAUCGUUCGCUUUAUACAGAAUUAUUUGUAUUUACAGGUGAUUGGCUCGAUGGUAGUGGGUGGGUUCAUCUUUUGGCUUUAUCGAAAGUUGCGACGCCAGGGAAGGCUAAUGCCAUGCUUAGCGCUUCUUCCAACGUCACAUUUUGCCGUUACGUCCACCAAGUGACAGCAUGCGUCCUAUACCAGAGCAUGAAGGACGCAUAUGGUUGGUACUGCAACAACACAGAGGUCCCACUACCCGAAGCUGAGUGGUUGAAAGAAAACAUAAAACAUCCUAUGUUCAGAUACUGGUCUAUCACAUUGAAAAUGGAGUUGAUCUUGCUGCAGUUUGUCAAAGCCAUAAGAUCGGCGAAUUUCGACAUGUAUGUAAAUGCCUUGCAGCUGAUAGCACCGUGGAUGUUUAGUCUCGAUCAUUAUAACUACGCUCGAUGGUUGCCAGUGCAUAUAAAUAGUAUGGUCACACUGCAAGAGAUUCAUCCAGAUGUUUACGAACAGUUUACAGCAAAAGGUUUUUUCACAGCACAGAAGUCAAACAGGAAGUUCUCUCGCAUAGGAUUGGACCAUAACCAUGAACAAAUUAAUGCCAAAAUUAAAGGUAUAUUUAGAUAUUAAAUACUGUAGUUAUUCUAUCAUACGUCCCUGGCUCUGGUGACUUGAAAAGCACACCCCGUGAAAAUUAAGACACCGUUAUUAUAAAUUAUAUUCUUCUAUUCUAAAGGUGUUGUAGGAGCCAUCGGACUUACUGAAAAUGACGCAUCUCUUGCGAAAUGGCUGAUCGCAGGUCCGGAAAUCUCUCGGAUGGUAGAAGAAUUUGAGGACUUGAAUAAAUUACCAGAGUGUGGUUAUAUUCUCGAGCACCAUGAUUCCAAUCCUUCUGCACAGAAACAUUUUGCUGAUGACGUAAAGAGAAUGUACGAUGCGCUUGCUGACUUGGGAAAUCCAUUUCUUGAUGACAGCGAUGAUCUGUACGCUCUAGACACAAAGCUGGUACCUGGACCAGAGGCGAUCAAACACCUACAAACCGUUGAAGCCAUCGGAAUAGCGCAGUUUAAAUUAUACAUGGACACGCGCAUUUUGAACAACAACAUUCCUAUAUCAGAUACCAUCACUAAGAAUAACGUGCAGAUCUUUAAAUGUGCCAAAGCAAGGAAAUCUACGAAGAAAGACGUGCAGCUGAAAACAGCGAGAAGCGAUGCUGCUUUAUUUUCUCAAUUGUUCAUUGCCUGCCAAAACAGAGAUGGAGACCUUGAGCAGUUUUUCGCACACGAGAACCAAGUAGCGCCACCUAGCCUUUCGGAGAAUGGAAAUUUAAGACCAGCAAAGAACAAAUCAGGUUUUUGCACGAAUAUUAAUUCAAUAGCUUUCUAAAUUGUUAUUUAUACAAAUUUAGCAUGUCAUGACCGUUCGGUUUUUCUUAAAUUUCAGAUGUUAUAGAUGUAGUUUUGGCUGUCAAACACACAGAGUGCAAUGAAACCCCGCCAGUGGACGCCAAAGUUUUUGACGGACCGGCAAUUGUGAACAUGAUAAAGCCUACUGAUUGUAAGACAUUCGCCGAUUAUGUGUCCAGUGUCAUUCAACCAUUUAUAGAGCAUCAUCUCAGAUCAGCUGCUCGACUUGACUUGGUAUUUGAUAGAUAUUUUAAGAAUAGUUUGAAAUCCGGUACGCGAUCAAAUCGUGGCUCUGGUGUCAGGAGGGUUGUAAAAGCAAAUGGGACUAUGCCAAACAAUUGGUCGACGUUUCUGCGAUGUGAUGAAAACAAAAGUGAACUAUUUCCUUUGAUUGUAGAUGCGCUAUCUGAGAACAUUAGUGAUAGACGUGGGCUGUUCGUUGGAUCUCGAGAGGACGGGGCAGUUGCAAAUCAGAAUGUGGAUUUACGUUCGUUAAUGCCAUGCAACAUCGAGGAAGCAGAUGAACGUAUGUUCGUCCACGUCCAACACGCCGCCGCACUUUAUCCACGCAUUUUGAUUAAGACUGUCGACAGUGAUGUUGUUGUAAUUGCGCUUUCCGCCUUCCAUAGAAUACACGGCCUUCGGGAGCUCUGGCUCGAGUUUGGCGUGGGGAAGCAUCUCAAAUACAUUCCUGUUCACGAAAUCGCGGUUUCUCUCGGACGACAGACCUGCAACGCUUUACUUUUUUUUCACGCAUUUAGUGGCUGUGAUACCACUUCUUCGCUAAAAGGUAAAGGGAAGAAGUCCUUCAAUGAAGCCUGGAAAAAGAUGCCCAGCGUAACUCCAGUUUUCGAACGAGUGGCAACAUCGCAAGGCGAGAUAAGUGGAGCGGAUCGUGAUCUUUUGGAGGAGUUUAUUGUUACCUUGUAUUGCGCCACGUUCGAUGGACAAAAGGUAAAUGAUGCUAGGCGGUACCUCUUCACAAGCAAGGGGAAAACCAUGGAGAACAUUCCACCGACGGCAGCUGCAUUGAGCGAGCAUAUUAAACGAUCUGUUUUGCAAGCGCGCAAGUGGUACCACUGUCUUGAAGCCACCAGAGUUGUCCAGGACCCAGCUCAUUGA